GAAGAGGCGCUGCGCGCGGCCGCAUAACGUCAAAACGUCACCGCGCGCUCUGCACCCUCUGCGUGGCUGUCGCGCGCCCCUUCGCCAGACGGAGCCACACCGAAACCGAAAAAUUGACUAAUAUGGCAGCGGAAGACAAAUAUUCGGAGAGUGACUCUGGCGAGCCUGGGCCAGCUGAACAGGUUCUAGUAUGUCCAGAUUCACCACUCGAAAUGAUCAAACACCCGCUACAGCAUCGCUGGAGCUUGUGGUUCUACAAAAAUGACAAGAAUCGUACCUGGGAGGAGAACCUCCUAGAGAUAACCUCAUUUGACACCGUUGAGGACUUCUGGGCCCUCUAUAAUCACAUUGAGGUGGCCAGUAAGCUUCCUCUUGGAUGUGACUACUCACUUUUCAAGUAUGGCAUCAAGCCCAUGUGGGAAGACCUCCGCAACAAGCAAGGAGGUCGUUGGCUCUUCAACUUGAACAAAAACCAGAGGACAAUAGACUUGGAUAACUACUGGCUUGAAAUUUUGCUGUGCCUGAUAGGAGAGAGCUUUGAAGAGUUCAGUGACGACGUAAAUGGUGCUGUGGUCCAAGUUCGCCCCAAACUUGACAAGAUUGCUGUCUGGACUGCUGAUGUUCGCCGAGCUGAUGGCAACAUUAAGAUUGGGAAGACAUUGAAGGAGAGGUUAAACAUGCACCCCCGCAACAUUAUUCCAUACCAGGCCCAUGCUGACACUCAGUCAAAACAAGGUUCCACAGCUAGGGCUAGAUAUCAAGUUUGAGUAAUUUAGGAAAACCAAGGCACGAGGAACGGAAAUGCCACCAAAACUCCAAGCAACUUGCAGGUGUGCCGUGUGUUCAAAAAGUGAAAUGAACUGAUAUAUUCUAUGCAACUUCGCUGCCACAACAUCGAGCAGCAAGAGGAGAAAUUAAAAAAAAAAGCAAGAAUAUUUUACUCUGAAGGACUUGCAAAUUUGGUGUGGUUAAUGAUUUCCUGCCUUUUUAUUUUAUCUUUAUUUUCUUGCGAGUGAAAGAUAACAAGUAACCCACAUUGUU
Messenger RNA from Dermacentor silvarum, 1041 nucleotides. RefSeq names its product eukaryotic translation initiation factor 4E (gene eIF4E1). The record is from RefSeq and is a predicted model, not a curated record. Bases 123 to 767 code for a protein of 214 amino acids. Lineage: Eukaryota; Metazoa; Arthropoda; Arachnida; Ixodida; Ixodidae. Gene Ontology annotation, biological process: translational initiation. Gene Ontology annotation, molecular function: translation initiation factor activity; RNA 7-methylguanosine cap binding. Gene Ontology annotation, cellular component: eukaryotic translation initiation factor 4F complex; cytoplasm. The transcript has 6 exons.